AUGGAGCAUGUCGCACACCAAGAGUCAUAUCCCGAAAAUGGAACCACUACCAUGGGCGACGGCAACACGAUCACUCACUGCAACCUACGCAACUGCACUAUCACCGGCUCAUGGGUGAAGCGCAGUGACUUCUCAGACUGUGUUUUCUCAAACGUGCGCUCAGCACAGCGGUCGACAGGGACGAAGACGCAUUUCUAUAAUGUAUCACUCGCUAGCCGCAGCACCUUUUCCAAUAGUGUUGUCCGUGACAGAUCCGCCGUUCAUCGAAGCGAUGUGAAAACUUCUACCGUGAGAGACGCAAGUACUGUAAAGCGCAGCACAAUUAUUGGGUCAACUGUUUCCCAUACUUCGGUAGGGAAGACAACCUUAAACGACUGCGAUACCGAGGAGUGUUAUUUCGAACGUUGCACAUUCAAGGGGAUGAUACUGAAAAACGGAUACUGGAAAAGAAAUCAACUAAUCAAGCAGGUGGGCAAUAAGGAGCCAGUUGCCCUCAAGAAAGAUGACUUCGGGCCUGUAAAUCUUCCGGAAUUGUCCAGUUCCUCUACUGUUCCUGUGGCUCGGGAUAUAGACUCGAAGUCCGAGAUGCCUCUUCCAGAACUUGAUCUGCGUCGUAUGGAUUCAGAUGUCAGCCUUGAAAGCGAAGUAUCUGAUCAUUCCGAAGAUCUACCGCCUCCGUAUAAAGCCUGA
Penicillium canariense is the source of this 690-nucleotide messenger RNA. RefSeq lists its product as uncharacterized. The record is from RefSeq and is a predicted model, not a curated record. The coding region runs from base 1 to 690 and encodes 229 amino acids. Lineage: Eukaryota; Fungi; Ascomycota; Eurotiomycetes; Eurotiales; Aspergillaceae. The transcript is spliced from 2 exons.